AAUAGGAGGACACACAGCCAGACAACACUUACUGGGAGAAAAUUGAUCCCACUGCAAGAGAUUCAGCCAAAGCCCUGCACAAUUUCUCACUCCCUUCUCUCCAAACACACAUGGAUUCAUAACAGCCAUCUCCGGAUUAUAGUCCUAUACACUGAGGGGAUAUAGAAAUAUAUUUCUCAUUUCUACACUAUGGCAAGGUGGAUUGUAUCAUGGGAUUGCUGGAAAACCUCAUUUUUACUGAUAUUUCUGCAGGGGCUUCACACAGCAAGAACAGCAUCUCCAAUUGAUGUUUUACAAGCACUUGAACUCAGGGAAGGGAUUGAAGGAGUUACGAUAGCAGCUGGACUUUGUACGCAGAGGCAAGGGAUUGAAGAGACGGACAUCGCUUUCCGAUUGGAAAAUAGAACUCAUUUUAGCGCUCCAACAAAACAGCUAUUCCCAGAUGGCCCAUUUCCACAAAACUUCUCUAUCCUCCUCACCCUUAAAGUAAAUAAAGGAUCUCAGUUCUUCCUCCUAUCCGUUUAUAAUGAAGAUGGGGAGCAGCAGCUGGGUGUUGAGAUCGGACGUUCCCCAGUUUUUGUGUAUGAAGAUCAACAUGGCCAGCCCACACCUGAAAACUAUCCUUUCUUCAAAAAGAUUAACUUGGCUGAUGGAAAGUGGCACCGCGUAGCGCUGAGUGUGGAAGGUAAAAGUGUGACAAUAAUUGUUGACUGUGAAAAGACACAGACACACGCAUUGGACCGUGGGGAUGACCCUAUCAUCAGUACGGAAGGUGUCACGUUGUUUGGAACUCGAUUACUGGAUGAAGAAGUUUUUGAGGGAGAUAUCCAACAGCUGAUGAUUGUUCCGGAUCCCAAUGCAGCCUUCGAAUAUUGCACCAAUUACAUGCCUGGCUGUGACCAUGCACUGAUCUAUGCUGUGCAGUCCCAGGACCCAGAUUUCAAUACAGAGAGUAUCCAGGAACCUGUCAAACGAAAAAAGGACAGGAAAGGUAAAAAGUCCUCUAAAAAGGACAGAAAGGGUAAAAAGAAGAAGAAAAAAUCUGCAUCCGAGCAGAUCCAUCCCAUUCUCAGCACUAUUAUGACUCUGACCCAAGGAUACACUGCUUCAUCUGUAUCACCAACGAUCCCGGUGGUCAUGACAGAGACACAAAAGAGAGUACGUCCAACAGAAGACCCCAGUUUCUCCGAAUACGACUUUCCAGAUGACUAUUAUUACACUCCGUCUCCAGAAGAGAUCCUAGUGGACAAUGUGACAGUCAGCAUGAAUGGCACUGAUUACGAGGAGAUUGUAGAGGAGUAUGUUGUUGAAAAAGAGGAAGAUGAGAAGAGAGAAAGGGAUUAUGAAAUUAAUGAAUAUGAUGAUGACUAUGAUGAAAGACGGGAGAGGUAUGGUCCAGUCGAACGAGGUCAGGUGGAAACCACAGAAGCAGAAUCCCAGGACAAUGAAGUGAGCAUGAAAGGCGAGAAAGGGGAACCAGCCAUCCUUGAUUCUGGUACUUUGAUUGAAGGUCCACGUGGAAAUCCUGGUUACCCGGGAGAGCCUGGACCUGCUGGGCCUAUAGGUCCUCCUGGACCUGUUGGAGAUCCAGGGGAAAGGGGUCCUCCAGGGCGUCCUGGACUGAAUGGAGCGGAUGGAAUACCAGGUCCUCCUGGAAACACUGUGAUGCUGCCUUUCCAGUUCGGAGGCGAUUCUCGGGGACAAACUGUGUCUUUCCAAGAAGCACAGGCACAAUCAAUUUUACAACAAGCCAAACUGGCUAUGAAGGGACCUCCUGGUCCUACGGGAAUGACGGGACGAGCAGGUCCUCUUGGUCCUCCUGGAUACACAGGUCUGAAGGGUGAUCAAGGAGACGCAGGACCUCCAGGUCCACGUGGCUUUCAAGGAAUUGUAGGACCACCAGGGAAACUUGGCAAAAGAGGAAGGUCUGGAGCUGAUGGUGGCCGAGGUGUACCUGGGGAAACUGGAAUAAAGGGUGAUCGAGGUUUUGAUGGUUUGCCCGGAUUUCCAGGAGAAAAGGGACACAGGGGUGAUUUGGGUGGCCAAGGUGUGUUGGGUCCACCUGGCGAAAAAGGAGAAAAGGGUUCUGAUGGUCAACCAGGUCCUUCCGGGUCUCCUGGAGAAGCAGGUUCACGUGGCUUAGUUGGCCCCAGGGGGCCUACAGGACCUCCCGGUCAGCCUGGUGUGAGUGGAGUUGAUGGGGCUCCUGGACCAAAAGGAAACCAGGGUGUUCAAGGAGAAUCUGGAGCUAAUGGCCAACAAGGAAACCCAGGACCACAGGGAUUGCCAGGACCUCAAGGACACAUUGGCAUGCCAGGAGAGAAGGGUCCACCAGGAAAGCAAGGAAUUUCGGGUCUGGCUGGGUCAGAUGGACCUCCUGGUCAUCCAGGCAGAGAAGGGUCAGCUGGAGAGAAGGGGAUUCAGGGACUUCCAGGAACUCCGGGUCCUAUUGGUUACCCAGGGACGCGUGGUGUUAAGGGAGCCUUUGGUGUAAGGGGACCAAAAGGAAGCAAAGGGGAGAAGGGUGAAGAUGGAUUUCCUGGAGCCAAAGGAGACAUGGGAAUCAAAGGAGACAGGGGAGACCCAGGAACUCUAGGGGGUCGUGGAGAGGAUGGUCCUGAAGGACUUAAAGGUCAAUCUGGACCGCUUGGAGAAAUUGGAGGAUCUGGAAUUCCUGGAGAAAAGGGAAAGUUGGGUGUUCCAGGACUUCCUGGAUAUCCAGGGCGUCAAGGUACCAAGGGUUCUGUCGGCUUUGUAGGAGCCGUUGGGGCGAUUGGAGAGAAAGGCAAGAGGGGUAGAGCUGGGCAACCUGGACAAGCAGGACAACGUGGACCCUCGGGCACACGAGGUGAGAGAGGUCAGAGGGGACCAUCUGGAAAGCCCGGUCUCAAGGGAGAUAGCGGCAAUGAUGGAGUUGCUGGAUCGGCAGGUGAAAAGGGACCCCCCGGACCCCAAGGACCCGCUGGAUUUCCAGGACCUAAAGGACCUCCAGGCAGCUCUGGUAAGGAUGGAUUACCUGGUCAUGCUGGACAGCGAGGGGAGCCGGGAUUUCAAGGCAAAACAGGCCUCCCAGGUCCUACGGGAGUAGUUGGUCCUCAGGGCAAGUCUGGAGAGACAGGACCCAUGGGAGAGCGAGGCCAACCAGGUUCCCCUGGAUCUCCAGGAGAGCACGGAUUACCGGGUGCAGCCGGGCGAGAAGGAGCAAAGGGUGACCCUGGUCCUGGAGGUAUCCCAGGAAAAAGUGGUCCACAAGGAUUACGAGGGUUUGCAGGUGCCAGAGGCAUUGCUGGAGACGCGGGUUCAGCUGGUUUGAAAGGAGGGGAAGGACCUCCUGGUCCAUCAGGAGCACCAGGGCCUGCAGGAGAACGUGGCCCUUCUGGCUCUGCUGGGGGCAUUGGGCUUCCAGGACGACCUGGAGGACAGGGACCAGUAGGACCAGCAGGUGAAAAAGGAAACCCAGGUGAGAAAGGUCCUAUAGGGCCAGCUGGCCAAGAUGGAGCACAAGGCAGUGUUGGGCCUCCAGGACUUGCUGGCGCAUCUGGACCUCCUGGUGAUGACGGAGACAAGGGUGACGUUGGUGGUCCCGGACAAAAAGGAAGCAAAGGUGACAAGGGCGAAUCGGGCCCCGCAGGACCUGUCGGAAUUCAGGGACCAAUAGGUCACCCAGGCACAGCGGGUCAAGAUGGUGAGCCAGGGAGGAGAGGUCAGCAGGGAAUGUAUGGACAGAAAGGAGAUGAAGGUCUUCGGGGAUUCCCAGGUGUGGGAGGUCCGAGAGGACUUCAGGGCAUGCCUGGCCCCCCCGGGGAAAAAGGAGAGAGUGGCAAUGUUGGACAAAUGGGUCCACCUGGAACUCCUGGUCCUAGAGGUCCCAUGGGUCCUAAUGGUGGUGAUGGGCCUCAAGGAAUGCCUGGUGGUACAGGCCAACCAGGAGCUGUGGGAGAAAAGGGAGAGGCAGGAGAGGGUGGAGAUCCUGGUCAGCCUGGAGAACCAGGACCACCUGGUGCCAAGGGUGAUCUUGGUGAAAAAGGGGAAUCUGGACCUUCUGGUGCUGCUGGAACUCCUGGGAAGAAAGGGCGUGCCGGGGAAGAUGGUCCUAAAGGAAACCUGGGUCCAAUUGGAUUUCCUGGAGACCAUGGGCCACGAGGAGAACCUGGGAUACCGGGCAUUGAUGGGGCAUUUGGUCCGAAGGGUGAUGCUGGAGAAAGUGGGAAUCCGGGUCCAACGGGACCACAAGGGGAACCUGGGCCAAAUGGUGCGCCAGGAAGGAGGGGCCCACUUGGACUAGCAGGCAAAGAGGGGAGGCAGGGGGAGAAAGGCAACAAGGGAGAAUCUGGAACAGAAGGAUUUCCUGGGAAGACAGGGCCAGUGGGGCCACAGGGAUCACCAGGAAAAUCUGGAUCAGAAGGUCUCAGGGGUAUCCCAGGACCUGCUGGUGAACCUGGGUUGCUAGGACCACCAGGGCAAACUGGACCACCUGGGCCAAUGGGUCCAAACGGAUUACCCGGCCUUAAAGGAGACCCAGGAUAUAAGGGGGAUAAGGGCCAUGCUGGUUUAAUCGGGUUGAUAGGACCACCAGGAGAAAUGGGAGAAAAGGGAGACAAAGGACCGCCUGGAAACCAGGGAGUGACAGGCCCCAAGGGAGACUCAGGUCCAGUAGGAUUAGCAGGACCAAAUGGACCACCAGGACCAUCUGGACUUUCGGGUUCUGUGGGACAGAAGGGAUCCAAAGGAAAUCCAGGCCCUAUUGGAAUGAGAGGUGAUACAGGACCAGCUGGGCCUCCAGGACCUCCAGGACUUCCCUCACGGAUGAUAGACCCAUUCCCCUAUGAGUCAACAAGGAAGAGAAGGAGGCAGUCUGAGGAGAUGCAAGCUGACCAAGACCUCACUGAUUAUAUGGCUGAUGGAAUGGAAGAAGUAUAUGCCACACUUGGUUCCCUCAAAGUCGAAGUAGAGCAGAUGAGGUGGCCUGUAGGAUCCAAAGACAGCCCAGGAAGGACAUGUAAAGAGCUCCAAAUGUGUCAUCCUGAUUAUAAAGAUGGUGAAUAUUGGAUUGAUCCAAACCAAGGAUGCAACAGAGAUGCAUUCAAAGUGUUCUGCAAUUUCACUGCAGGGGGAGAAACAUGCCUCUCACCAGACAAAAAGUUUGAGUCGGUGAAAGUGGCAGCAUGGAACAAAGAAAUCCCCGGAGAAUGGUACAGCUCAUUUAAACGAGGCAAGAAGUUCCAGUACAUAGAUGCGGAAGGAAAUCCAGUUCAUAUAGUCCAGAUGACCUUCCUCAAACUAUUAAGUGCCACAGGUCGACAAAACUUUACCUAUAAUUGUCAGCAAUCUGCUGCAUGGUAUGAUAUUUCCCAGAGGAACUACAACAGGGCACUUAAGUUCCGUGCUGACAAUGAGGAGGAACUUUCACAGAGCCGUACACCCCAACUCAGGGCUACAUAUGAUGGGUGCCAGCUUCGUAAAGGUGUAGAACGAACAGUGCUGGAGGUGAACACUUUCAAAGUGGAACAUCUUCCUCUCAGGGAUGUGGCUAUCAUUGACUUUGGAGACAACAACCAAAAAUUUGGCUUUCAACUGGGGCCUGUUUGCUUCAAUGGUUAAGAGUAAAAUAGACUAAAACUGACAUUAAGAAGAUACAUCUUAUUAUUGAAGAAAUACAAAAAAACAACAACUUGAGUUUCACAGCCAAAAACUCCACUUGUCACCAAUGACAACGAUUUAACUACAUGGUUUUCUUUCUUCUUAUUUUUUUUUAAAUCUUUUUUUUUGUUGUUUUUUUGUUUUUUUUUUGUUAACUACGGGGGAUUCUAGAUUUGUGUUUCCAGAAAAAAGGUUCACCCUUGUGUUUCAUUACAAAAGGAUGGGGCCAAAUAACCACCAACAUUGUUCUACAAUAUUUGGUGAGAGAAAGACCACAAUGAUGGUCACUGUACAGUUAAUAAGAAAAAUGUGACACAUGGUUGUUUCUUAACUGUAUAUAGAUAUUCCCCAGUCUCCGAACGAGUUCAUAGUUUUGCACUGGAGCAUUAUGGUCAUUCAGGCCUAUUUUUAAUGGGCCUCCUCACAUAUGGAACAUCUUGAAAUAGAUUGCUCUGAUUGACUCAGGCCAUUGUCAAUGAUAUACUGAACACAGUCUCUACCCCCCCCCCCCCCCCCCACCUGUCAUGUUUGAGUAUUAAACAUGCAUUUUGUGUCUGUAAUUGGGACCCUGAUUUAUAUAGGGUUAAUAAGUUAGUGACACCUUUUCUAUCUUCGGAGAUGCCUCUAUUUUCUUAAGAGAGCAGUGGUGCUAACUAUGUUAACUUAUAUACUAAAUGUACUGUAUAUGCAAUGUGUAUAGCUUCUCUGACUCUAUUAAACUGAUAUUUCGGCUCUGUGUAUUAAGGCAAAUGAUGUAAUGUUUUGCUGCCUUUAUUCAUGUUCUCCAAAAUUCCUCCUAUAGCACCAUCUACCUUCUUCCAAUAGUACAUACCAUAGGUUCCUUCAAACAUAAUUUAACUCUCUAAAUUAGGAAACAAGCCUGUUCCUUGGGUAAUAAUAUGACACGUGAAAUAUAUAUUUAUUUCACUUCAUUGCAUGGCAAAAAAACGGUCUCUGCUUUGCUUUAAUACACAGAUCCCUAAGGUCCAUUGUUUACUCUGGAGACAUUAAACCCCAUUUAGUUAGAAGAAUAAUGGAAAUUGG
Molecule: messenger RNA, 6684 nt
Organism: Pelobates fuscus (common spadefoot toad)
Lineage: Eukaryota; Metazoa; Chordata; Amphibia; Anura; Pelobatidae
Gene: COL5A3
Product: collagen type V alpha 3 chain
Exons: 66
Coding region: 190-5601 (1803 amino acids)
Biological process (GO): extracellular matrix organization
Cellular component (GO): collagen type XI trimer
Molecular function (GO): extracellular matrix structural constituent conferring tensile strength
Source: RefSeq, a predicted model, not a curated record